AUGUGUCCGCUGUGGCCGUUUCAUUUCGUACUCCUGUAUAUUCUAUUGCUGGGACCAUUAUGGUUUGCUAUGUGUUCAGCAGCUGUUUACGCAGCAAAAAGCAUUCCGAUGGAAUUCGAUCCUGAACGAUUGGAAUUAGGAAUGGAAGAAACAAAACAAGUCUUUGUUUAUUCUGAAGAUCCGGAAAUGUUUAAGCAUAAAUGGAAAGUAGAGAGUGUUCAAGAAAAUAUGAAUAUUCGAUUUGAAAACGAGUCUUAUUUAUUGAAUUUCAAUACUUAUGAUAAUUGGACUAGUGUUUUUAACGUGACGGGAAAUUUUUUGGGAAAAGCCGUCGUCAAAUUGCGUUCAAUUGACGAUCAAGGACAAGUGUACGAAUCUAAAAAUGGUUUAUCCGUGACCGUGGUUCGCGGAAAGAGAAAUUUGGACAGGAUAUUUACAAUAUCCAUCAUCGUAUUGGUUUCUAUAUUGUACAUCUCCUUUGGCUGUGCCAUGGAUUGGCAACUCGUUAAGGAAACGUUAAAAAAACCAAUAGCUCCUCUUAUAGGUUUCGUUUCGCAGUUUCUUUUUAUGCCACUGAUGAGUUACGGUUUGGGUAAAAUAAUUUUUCCAACGUCACCCGUCGAGCAUUUGGCAUUGUUUCUAACGGGUUUGUGUCCGGGUGGAGGAGCCUCAAACAUAUGGAGCAUAGCCGUGGAUGCAAACGUCAAUUUAAGCAUAACUAUGACGACGAUAAGCAUGAUAGCAGCUUUCGGAAUUUAUCCCAUGUGGUUGUUCACACUCGGACGACAAAUAUUCGAAGAAGUGUACCUGGAAACACCCAUACCGAAAAUAGCAUCUUAUUUGAUAUCGCUUUUGGUUCCCGUAGGAAUCGGUUUUGCCAUUCAACGUUUUUUCCCACGGCUGGCAAACAUUUUAAACGCCAUGUUGAAACCGUUAUCAAUAUUUUUGAUAUUAUUUAUUGCGGUGUUCGCGUGCAUCGUUAAAUAUUAUCUAUUUUUAUUAUUCACGUGGAAGGUCGUUUUGGCGGGUCUUGCACUUCCUUGGUUGGGAUACUGUGCUGGUUUCUUAGCCGCUUGGCUAUUGCGUCAACCUUUGGAAAACAUACUCGCCAUUUCAAUAGAAACCGGAAUACAGAACACGGGGAUAGCCAUUUUUAUGGUACAUUUGGUUUUCAGUCAACCCACGGCCGAUAUAGUCACGGUUAUUCCAGCUGCCGUAGCAUUGAUGGCUCCCAUACCACUCGCUUUAUUAAGCAUGUGGUUAAAAUUACGAAAAUGGCAUCAUAAAAAAAAAUCAAGUUGGACGGCAUCUUUGGCCAUUGAUAAAGACGUAGCUUAG
Molecule: messenger RNA, 1338 nt
Organism: Pediculus humanus corporis (human body louse)
Lineage: Eukaryota; Metazoa; Arthropoda; Insecta; Psocodea; Pediculidae
Product: Ileal sodium/bile acid cotransporter, putative
Exons: 5
Coding region: 1-1338 (445 amino acids)
Cellular component (GO): membrane
Source: RefSeq, a predicted model, not a curated record